CUGUUACUUUCGACACUGCACGGCUAAUAAAUAAACCAACAAAAGCCAAGCCCAUGGCCCAGGUGUUCUUGCCCACCACUGAAUGUACUGUAGUCAUGCACCGAUUUCGCAGCAACUACAUCUAUCAUACUCAUAGUAAUAGUAUGUACCGGUUAUAAUGUAGCACAGUAGUCGUGCAGCGGUUGAUGUCCUUUGGGUUCUUGAAUCUUCUACCAUCGUCGACCUUCGCCCACCCCUCUGCCGCUCGGAAAGGACGGGCCUUGUCGGCCACUGCUCAUUUCCGCUUUUUGGGUCGGCAGAAUGGGGUAUUCAGCUCAUGACUGGCUGCUCGCUAGUACAAUACUGCUGUUGCUGCUGCUGCUGCUCCUGCCGUCCUGUCAUCAUGCCUCUGCCAUAGACUUGGCAUCGGUGGAGGAAGAAGGUAGACCUACGACGCAGCCAGAAAAUUCAGACUGGUCACAAACGAAUGUUGCAAAUGAAAUCACGUCACGCUCCGCUGCAGAUUCUGUGCAUGUGACCAUGUCGACCGAGGCAUCGGCCGGUGCACCGGUCCCCGCUACCGGCGGCAGCGCUACAGGACAUGCUGUGAAAAAGUGGAGUGACUGUGUGAUAGACGGCAGUCGAAUGAUAUCGCAGGAAGCUGCCCAGCCGGUCACGCUGAGUGUGCGGGGAGCGAUGAUGAGUUCGAUGGAGAUAACACACGCCUACUUGAAGUACGAAAGUCCCGAGAGAGUCGUUACGCAACGAGCAGUGUUGGAUCUUAUGCCAUCCCACACCGUCAGACUGACCCUGCCUGGUGAAAACCUAGCGGACGUCAGUGCGGUAGUUGUGCCGUCGGUUAGAGCGCAAGUGUCGGCAGUAGGAGCGGUGCCGAUCUUCACAGCUCUCAGCGUGUCCGUAUUUCCGCUGCGUACUUCGACACCUGAGUGGGGUGUGUCGACGUGGCUGACAUUGCCCACAGUACACUGCGAUCAGGUGGAUGUACCGUGUACGCUGCCUGCAUCCUUGAGACCACCAAUGGCUGUUGCUACUCCUAGCGUGACCAUGGAGACCAGGAACCCGACACCGGCGGCUGGCGAGCAACCCGGCUCAGACGUGGUUUUCCUCGGCUUGGCAGAGAGGGACACGGGCAACGAGGAUGCAGUGUACGUGUGGCGAAACAACGUGCUGCGGUACGUUCGCGUCACCGGCAGAGCCACGCGGCAGGGUCCUUCGCUGUUAUUGGCCAGCAGCACGGCAACCAGAACAUACCCGGGUGUGGACUAUGACCAAGUAGGCUACACUGUAGUCGGCUUGUCCGCCCGUACCCUGACCGGGACCGGUGGGUCGACCAAAACUGUCACAGAGCUGUGGCGUCUAGACUUCACCAACAACUCUAGUGCGGCGGUGGUGGCACACUGGAGUCACAUUGUGACGCACGACGACAUCGGAGCAUUAGCCAAUGUGCUUAACGGCGUCGACUUGUUCGUUCACGAUAAUCAAGUUUUCUUAUUUUCACGUUACACGAAUGGCAGCGGUCAGUCUCCUAACGCCAGCAACUGUCAACUCUGGGCUGUGAACCUGACUGCACGUUCACGGAGCUGGAGUCAUGUCCGUAGCGCGGGUGCAUCACUGGAAAUGGUGUGCAUGGAUCGGGCGCAGGUCUCAUCCGCAUUCCUGGACGCGAACAGUUUGCUCAUGGUGCUUGUCCGUAACGAGUUCAAGAUACGGGAGCCGCUCGCCGGAACUCGAAUCCUCACGUGCAAGUUUAGCAAGGAGUCGUCGCCCUACUGGGUUGAGCUGCCAAUGAGCAAGGGCAACACUGCAAAGUUCAAUACUUCUAAGGCGGUGGCGGCAGAAGAGGACGUGUACAUAGUUAGUGAUGAAGAGCCAUACGCUGGCCUCCAUGUUGUUGAGAAGACCCAACCCCUAGCCAGUGUGACCAGCCAGGCUCAGUUGGGUACGGCCAGUUUUCUCGCCGCCCAGGCUCAGUUUACCUACACGGAAUUCUCUGCACCGACUCUGGAUUUGCCUCGCCUUGUCGCGGCACAGCCUCCGUUUCUCGGCCCGCUUCUCGAUUCGAACGGCAAUGCAGUGUUGUUUGGUGGCAAAGGCUGGUAUCAGAUCCAGGGCCUGCCAACACUUGCCACUGAACUGCAGUUGGACAUAGCCGACGGAAUACUCAACUCCGGCGCUGGCAGGAGCCAGAUACAGUACACCCGUCGCAUACUCUCCUCCGAGUUUGGGCCAGCUAACAGUACGGUGCUACUGCAAGGCAUGCUUUUUGUUUCCCUGCAGGGCAUUAAUGGUGCGGCUCCAGGGAAUGGCGAGGCUACAGGCAAUGACGAGGUUACAGGCAAUGGCGCGUGCGAAUGCUCAGCAGUUGCUCACGGCGGAGUCACGGCUCUCUCUGCGCAAACUAAAACAAAGUUAUCCUCGUCACUGUACUGCUAUCAUGUUUCCACGCACUCCUGGCACAAUGUUGCCGUGGUUACGGAGGACGGCAAGGCAGCAUCAUCAGGUCCCACGCCGCGCUUUGCACACAUGGGAUUUGCCGUGAAUGCAUCGGCGUUUGUCGUCGCAGGUGGCAUUGUUUCCGAGCAGGGAAGGACAGCGGACGAUGUCUGGAUGUUUGGCCUCCGAGGCAGCUCAAGCAGCCCUGCUUGCAGUGGAGUUUGGUAUAAGAUGACCGCUGCAUCUACUGGCAUAUCAAUGCCACGCAUUGCCGCAGCAAGUGUUACCGUGUUAGAUGGCAAUGCCCUCCUCUACGGUGGUUUUAGUGGUGCUCGUACAUCUUUAGAGCCUCUCGCCAGUCUCCUACAACUGUCCAUUCAUGCAUCCUCUCUGACGUAUCGGCUGCAUGCCGUUCCUGUGCCGACGGGAGUAUCAGAGGGACGCAUGGGCCACGCGCUGAUUCCGUACACCGCCAACUCCCUGCUUCUCUACGGCGGCUGGGCACGCGGGUACGAAGAGAGUCGGACGGCGCACCUACUACGGUACAGCACCGCAGCGGACGGCAAGAUGAUCAUCGACACGGUGUCAGCAUUCUUUCGGCACGAGUUCAUUGGUGGUCUUAACGUUGUACCAGCCAGUGGUGGACACGUUGUGCUGGCAGCUAGCUCAAACAUAGGGGCGCUCGAUGGUCGUCCACCUAUCCAGUUUCUCGCCGGCGAUGUGUGUCUUGCCGGCCAGCAGUACAAUCAGAUCACGGGCAUGUGCGACGCAUGUCCCGCGGGCACGUACAACAGCGAUGGACGCGCCUGCGUUCAGUGUCAGGCGGGGCUGGUCACAGCCGAGCCAUCGAGUACGUCCGCCGUCCAGUGCACACCGUGCACGCCGGCAUUCUGCAACAACCACGGCCGGUGUAGUGUCGUUAACAAUCAGCCAGUUUGCACUUGCUCGUUCGGAUACGCAGCCAGUGACAAUUGCGAAGCGCCGUACAUCGUCAUAACCAUGGUGAUUGGGUUGGUGGUAGCCGGUCUAGUUCUUCUGGGGUUCGGAGUCCGCUACACGAAACGCAAGCAAGCCGCCCAUCGGCUGAGCCGCGAGCUGCGUGCCUCCCAGAAACGCGUGUCCAAGCUGGUGAACGCUUGGCGAGUUAGCUGGAGUGAGCUGCGCAUGCGUCACUUGAUAGCUCGUGGAGGCUUCGGCCAGGUCUGGCUGGCUGAGCUCAAUGACAUCGACGUGGUGGUGAAGAAGCUGCAGGAGCACUGCCUGAACGACGAGUCGUCUCUGCGCGAGUUCCAGCGCGAGGCGGAACUCAUGCGCAUGCAUCGUCAUCCCAACCUGGUACUCUUCCUGGGCGCGGGAACAGAUCCGUCGGGAGAGCCAUUCAUUGUCAUGCAGUACGCCAAGCGCGGAUCUCUCAAGUCGCUGCUCGCCGACAAGUCGGCGGUCGUCAGGCACGACGAUCGGCUUCGCUUCAUGCUGGACGCGGCGCGUGGCAUGGCAUACCUACACGACUGCGAUCCGGCCAUUGUACACCGCGAUCUGAAGGCCUCCAAUCUGCUGGUCACGGAGCGGUUCGUCGUCAAGGUGGCCGACUUUGGCACGGCGCGGCUCAUAUCGUGUCUGGAUCAUCGCAACAGACGCUUCUUGUCUCUCCAGCGCCGAGAACUCACGGAGCAGCCGCUGAGCUGGACGACGGCAGCAGCGGGGACCAAUUGUCAGGCGCCUCUGCUGAUGAAUCCGAACAGCGACGUGACGUUCAGCAUCGGCACGUUGCAAUACCAGUCACCGGAGAUGAUGCGACAAUUGCCGUACGGGACCAGCUCUGACAUCUAUAGUUUUGGCUUGGUGUUGUGGGAGGCGUACGAACGCAAUAGUCCGUUCGCCGAGUACCGGUUCAUGCACAUGGUACAGGACGCUGUGCUGAACGGCCAGAGACCGUCGGUACCUACCGACAUGCCGCCCGAGUAUGCUGCACUCAUGCGUCAGUGUUGGCAUGGAGACCCCAAUCAGAGACCUCGGUUCGGAGCAGUUGUCGAGCAGCUCAAUAAGCAACUGCUUCACUGGUGCUGAUAAGGCAUGUGUUUGGGACGUGCGUUUGCACAUGUUGUCUCGUCGUAUCAUUCGAGUCGAAAGGCAAGGUGCUGGCAGGGAAACUCUGGUGACUUGAGGUGGUGUGGGUAUUGGUGUGUGCACGGUGUGUGUGUGUGUGUGUGUGUGUAUGUGUGUGUGUGUGUGUGUGUGUGUGUGUGUGUGUGUGUUUGUGCAUACCUGUGUGUGUGUGUGUGUGUGUGUGUGUGUGUGUGUGUGUUUGUGCAUACAUGUGUGUGUGUGUGUGUGUGUGUGUGUGUGUGUGUGUGUGUGUGUGCAUGUGCGUGUAUGUGUGUGUGUGUGUAUAUGUGUGUGUAUGUGUGUUUGUGUGUGUGUGUAUGUGUGUGUGUUUGUGCAUACAUGUGUGUGUGUAUGUGUGUGUGUACGCGUGUAUGUGUGUGUGUGUGUAUGUGUGUGUGUGUGUAUGUGUGUGUGUGUGUGUGUGUGUGUGUGUAUGUGGCCAGCAGCAUGCAUCAUAUAUUAUUUUAUUGGCGAGUUUUGAAGUUAUGAUAUUUAUGGUCAGCCUAAGAAGAAGGGACCAGUCAUUCUUACUGUGCGUAUGAUCAAAUAUGCAAGGUUUCAAUGCAGGUGAUUUCGGAACUUGUUGAGCUAUACUGAUCAUCGAUCAACCUUAUGUAAGAGAUUGUGUACAAUGAGAACAUGGAUUGGAUUUUUCGCAACGACGCGAUAUGAAUAUAUCGUAUAGUA
Molecule: messenger RNA, 5226 nt
Organism: Sycon ciliatum
Lineage: Eukaryota; Metazoa; Porifera; Calcarea; Leucosolenida; Sycettidae
Exons: 2
Coding region: 301-4500 (1399 amino acids)
Biological process (GO): signal transduction; protein phosphorylation
Cellular component (GO): cytoplasm
Molecular function (GO): protein binding; ATP binding; protein kinase activity
Source: RefSeq, a predicted model, not a curated record